Messenger RNA from Danaus chrysippus (African queen), 231 nucleotides. The record is from the annotation of a GenBank genome assembly. Lineage: Eukaryota; Metazoa; Arthropoda; Insecta; Lepidoptera; Nymphalidae.
AUGAUGCGAGCGGGGCGCGGCUCUGGAGCCCUGUCAUCCCCGAGGGACACGAAACGCGGCCGCUUCUUAAUUACUAGUGACGUCACGGAUAUCUUCCUGAGUGUGUCGCAAAGGGCGAGAGUCAGGCGGACGCUGUGCCGAGCGAUUUUGAACCUUGUGUUAGUAAAUCGUUCAGUAGGAGUGAAUCGUUUCAUGCGGGGUGAUGUGCGCUAUGAAAACGUUAUGAUGUGA